Spodoptera frugiperda (fall armyworm) is the source of this 2982-nucleotide messenger RNA. RefSeq names its product 3,4-dihydroxyphenylacetaldehyde synthase. The transcript is spliced from 5 exons. Gene Ontology annotation, molecular function: aromatic-L-amino-acid decarboxylase activity; pyridoxal phosphate binding. The record is from RefSeq and is a predicted model, not a curated record. Gene Ontology annotation, biological process: catecholamine metabolic process; amino acid metabolic process. The coding region runs from base 1188 to 2690 and encodes 500 amino acids. NCBI's taxonomy places the organism in Eukaryota, Metazoa, Arthropoda, Insecta, Lepidoptera, Noctuidae.
GAAAUCCAUUUAUUUUUAAAUUCAAAACCGGCCGUCAGAGACGUUACCAGCCAGUGUGUGUAAGAGGCCCGCGAAUUGUUUUAAAAAAUAUAACAAAAGCAAUUUUAUCUUCAUACACAUAAAGCUGAAAUCCCGGAAAGUAAUUAACAAUCUUCGAAACAUAAGUCCAAACAAAUCGGUAUAAUCAUCGGAUCAACAUUGUAAUUGUUGUUCCUUUAAUUUACAAAACAGGUUUUGCUUUAAUUCGAUCAAUCAGCGCUUUAAAGGAGAAAUUCCAGUCACGACUUUCGACUAAAAUGUUGGCGUAAAAACACAGAAACACGUUUUUAUUUAGUUUAAGAAAAUGUGUUAGCAAAGGAAUUUACUCCCUUUAAUACUUCACUGACACCAAAGAGUGUAUAAAUAGAACAUAAGUAUUUUUUACUUUCUAAAUAAACACCUUACCUAUCUAAUAUUUAUUUGGUAACUUAAUUAUGUCAUAAGUAGUUUAAACUAAAACUUUCUGCCUUGUUUAUUAUCAACACUUUCUGUUUAAUUUAUUUAAAUAAUAGACACAAUUUACUUGCUUCUUAUAUUGUUAGAAGUAAACUCUGAGAAAACAUGUUAUUGUCAUUUCCACAGCAAGCAACAAGCGUUCAUAUACCGUUGAGAACUUUAACACUGAAUUUCUAACACAGUUUUGGAAACAAUUAAAUAACAGACUUAUUAUUUUAGGAAAAAAAAUAGGUUUUAAAAUAUAGUUCAGCGUCAAACGUCCUAUAUUUUGUAAAUAUCACUUCAUACACAAUUCUUCCAAAGCAUUCACACAGUACAAAAUAUAUGUAGGUAAAUAAUGUCGGUGUCGUUUAAAAGACUGGACCGGUCCUGCUAAAAUUUUCGCGCAUCUCAGACGGUAGUGAGCACGACUCCGUGUCUUGUGAUUCCCAGUAUUAUUACCGAGACCGCGAGUACCUCGGCUCGCUGCUGUAGAAAGCUGAUCUGCGCCUAUAAAUCCACCUCACGCCACUCGCUACUACCAUUGUCUCGCUGAUCGUCCUCUCUACUUCAAGUGUCAUUUCAUCUCCUCCAUUCACAUUGUUUAUACAAAUUAUCUUAAACUUUAAACACAAGUUCAAACAAACCUUUGAAAUUAACCCUUAAAAAAGUUUAAUUUUUAUGAAUUAGAAAAGUGCCAGUGGUGUAUAAAUAUGGACGCGCAACAAUUUCGGGAAUUUGGCAGAGCGGCCAUCGACCUCAUGGCCGAUUAUGUCGAAAAUAUCAGAGACCACGAUGUCCUACCAUCAGUGGAGCCUGGUUACCUAAUAAAUGCGUUACCUCAAGAUGCUCCCGAACAACCAGAGCCCUGGCAAGAUAUCCUGAAAGACUUCAACCAAACUAUUAUGCCUGGCAUUACGCACUGGCAGUCUCCGCAGUUCCACGCUUUUUACCCGACCGGCUCAUCUUAUGCAAGCAUCGUAGGAAACAUACUAUCUGAUGGCCUGUCUGUCAUCGGACUGAGUUGGUUGUCAAGUCCAGCGUGUACUGAACUCGAAGUUCUAACUCUGAAUUGGCUGGGAAAACUGCUUGGACUACCCGAAGAAUUCCUGCACUGUUCCAGUGGGCCUGGUGGGGGUAUCAUUCAGGGCUCCGCAAGUGAAGCGACACUAGUGGCACUCCUAGCAGCUAAAGAUAAAACUGUACGUAGGAUCACCAAAAGUGAUCCAACACAGGAUGAAGACUACAUCAAACCAAAAUUAGUAGCUUAUACAUCCGACCAAUGUAACUCUUCAGUGGAGAAAGGCGGCUUAUUGGCCUCUAUGAAAAUGCGCCUACUAAAGACGGACAACGAAGGCAGACUCCGCGGAGAAACACUUAAACAUGCAUUUGAAGAAGACAGAGCUCAAGGUCUAAUCCCUUGUUGUGUCAUCGCAAACCUUGGUACCACCGGAACCUGCGCGUUUGACCCAUUAUACGAACUAGGACCCGUGUGCAAUGAAGCAGACGUGUGGCUCCACGUGGAUGCCGCCUACGCAGGAGCAGCAUUCUUGUGUCCCGAGUACAGGCACUUGAUGAGGGGCAUCGAAUUGUCCGAUUCCAUUGACGUAAACGCGCACAAAUGGAUGCCUGUUACUUUUGAUUGUUCUGCAAUGUGGCUCAAAAAUGGAUAUGACCUUGUAAGGGCGUUUAACGUUCAGAGAAUUUAUUUGGACGAUAUCAAGACAGAAAACAAGAUUCCUGACUAUAGACACUGGCAGAUACCCCUUGGUCGUAGAUUCAGAGCCCUAAAGUUAUGGACCGCCAUGAGGAUUUAUGGUGCGGAAGGUCUUAGGAAACACGUAAGGGAUCAAAUAACGCUGGCUCAAUAUUUUGCUAAAUUGGUCCGCACUGACGACAGGUUUUUGGUUGAACCAGAGCAAUCUAUGGGAUUAGUAUGCUUUAGAUUAAAGGAAGGAGAUAUUAUGACGAAAAAAUUACUAGAGAAUAUAACCGAAAAGAAAAAGCUUUAUAUGGUAGCUGGUAGCUACAAUGGCAGGUACAUGAUUAGAUUUGUAAUCUGUUCACGUUUAACGAAGAAGGAAGAUGUGGACUUUGCUUGGAAUUAUAUCAGAGAUGAAGCAAAUUUGCUUUGCUCAGACAAAGUACACACGAAAGCACAAAUACCAGCCAUCGAUCAAAUAGUGGCGAGAGAGAUAUGUGAGAAGUCAAAAUAGAACAAAGAUUUUACCUGUAGUGAAGGGAGACCUAUAGUGGGGGAUAUUGUAUACGAAAUACUUGGUUGAGUUGAUUGUUAAUGUACUUAUUUGGUGUAUAGUAUUCGGAGGGAAACGUUUAGUUUAAUGUGAUAUAGGGGAUUGACGUUGAAUCAAGUCGUAGUUUUAGGAAUUAGUUACGUUUGUACUUAGGAUAGAAUAAGGUUAACUAUUAAUGAAACGCUUGUGAUCUGACCUUUGAAAUGGCAUUCAAGAUCUAUUAGACUUAGAAAAAUAAAAAACUGUGUGACAA